Aspergillus terreus NIH2624 is the source of this 1302-nucleotide messenger RNA. RefSeq lists its product as uncharacterized. The transcript is spliced from 6 exons. Gene Ontology annotation, biological process: transmembrane transport; allantoate transport; tripeptide transport. Bases 1 to 1302 code for a protein of 433 amino acids. Gene Ontology annotation, cellular component: plasma membrane. Lineage: Eukaryota; Fungi; Ascomycota; Eurotiomycetes; Eurotiales; Aspergillaceae. The record is from RefSeq and is a predicted model, not a curated record. Gene Ontology annotation, molecular function: allantoate transmembrane transporter activity; dipeptide transmembrane transporter activity.
AUGACAGACCUCGACAAGCAGAGUCUUAGCUACGCCGCUGUGUUCGACCUCAUCACCGACCUAGACCUCCACGGGAGCCAGUAUUCCUGGUGUUCGUCGAUCUUCUACAUCGGCCAACUCGUCGCCGAAUACCCCUUCAUCUACCUUAUGAGCCGUCUUCCUCUGACCAAGUUCGUCGGGGCUACAGUAAUUGUCUGGGGCGGCAUCUGCAUGUGUCUCGCAGCACCAACCACCUUCGCCGGCUUCGCCGCCGUGCGCUUCCUGCUCGGCUUCUUCGAAGGCGCCGUGAGCCCGGCCUUCGUGACCAUCACCAGCAUCUGGUACCAAAAGAAAGACCAUCCCCUGCGCAUAGGUCUCUGGGUGACGAUGAACGGCCUGGCGCAAGUCAUCGGCUCGCUGCUGAUGUACGGCAUCGGCAAGAACACCAGUCUGGGGCUGGCGCCGUGGCGGACUCUCUUCCUCGUGUGCGGCGCGCUGACCGUCUUCUCCGGGGUGGUGUUCUACCUCGUCAUGCCGAACGGCCCCGACGACGCGUGGUUCCUGACGCCGCGCGAGAAAGAGGUGCUCAAGCUGCGUAUGGCGGCGGACCGCGAGGGCGGCGAUUUCACACGCUUCUCGCUGGCGCAGCUCAAGGAGGCGGCGUUUGAUGUCAAGUCGUGGUUUGUGUUUGCGUUUGGGCUGCUGGUUACCAUGCAGUCGCCGGUGCUUACUUUCGCCUCCCUGGUGAUCAACAAUAUUGGAUAUGAUAAAUUCCACACAGUGCUCUAUGGCUCGCCGUCCGGCGCCGUGCAGAUCGUCUUCAUCUGGAUCGCCGUGAUCGCGUGUCUUUUGUUCCCGCAGAAGCGCGCCCUCGUCGUCAUGGUCUUGACGGUGCCGCCGCUCAUCGGGAACGUGCUGCUGCUGAAGCUGCCGCUGUCGACGAAAUGGGGGCUCGUGGUGGCCUCGUGGCUGGCCUCCAUCAUCUCCGACGUCAUGACGAUCCUGCUGAGUCUGAGCGCCUCCAACGUCAAGGGCAACACAAAGCGCGCCGUCGUGAACAGCCUGUUCUUCAUCGGGUACUGUGUCGGGUGUAUCGCCGCGCCCCAGCUGUGGCAGCACAAGCCCAAGUACUUCGAGGGCGUGGUGACGGCCAUCGUGACCUGGUGUCUUCUGUUUGUGGUUACGGGGCUGUACUGGUGUAUCUGUGCGAGGGAGAACAACAAGCGCGAGCAGGAGCUGGCGCAGGGGAUUGUCGGAGAGGAGAUUCCUGCUGGGGCAGAUGUGACGGACAAGGAGGACCGGAGCUUUAGAUAUAACUGCUAG